AUGCAUGGAAAAGCGGAAUCUGUGGCUUACCAAGUCGUUGACACUGUCCGUCAACGGCCUUGGGGAAUUCCCGUAGCGGUUGUUUUCGUCUGUAUCUUCUCAUUCACCAUUUACCAGCGAUGGUUGUCACCAUUGGCCAAGGUCGACGGACCAUUCUGGGCAUCCCUGACUCCUCUCUGGAAGUUGCUGUCGUUCAACAAUGGCAACUUUCAUGAGACCAUUCUUGCUCUCCAUGAAAGAUAUGGCCCGAUCGUCCGCAUCGCCCCCAAUGAGGUCAUCAUAGCGGACAAGUCGGCAAUUCGCGAGAUUUACAAUACGAUUCAGGGAAGAGAUUUCCUCAAGACAACCUACUACGAUGCUUUCACUGCCUUCCGACCGACCAUAUUUGGUCAGAGAGACCCACAUCUGCAUGCCCAGCGGAAGAGGAUUGUUUCUCACGGGUAUUCGAUGAACGCACUCCAGGCCAUGGAGAAGUUUGUGCAGGAGCGCGUUCAAAUCUUCAUGAGGAAGAUGUCCGAAUACGCAGCCUCAGGGACUGAAAUCAACCUGGGAAAAUGGUGCCAUUUCUUCGCCUUUGAUGUCAUUGGAGAAUUGGCUUUCAGUGAAGGGUUUGGCAUGCUCGAGACAGGUGUGGAGGACGAGCAUAUCCGGCUCAUUAACAACCAGAUGGAGUUCGGAUCCACGAUCGGAAUGAUGCCAUCGCUGAUCCCGUACACCAAACUGACUUGGCUUCCCAUACCGUGGCUGCAGAGUCUGCAGGCAGGCCGUGAAAGGCUGAAGGAGCUUACAAAAUCUCGUGUCGAGCGCAGACAGGAGAAAGUCAGCGACCGAAAAGACCUUCUGGGCAGACUCAUCGAGGCCAAGGAUCCCGUCACUGGCCAGAUGUUGGAUUCCAUUGAUUUGAGAACUGAAGCCUUCUCGAGCAUUGUUGCAGGCAGUGACUCGACAUCCUCGGCUCUGAGCUAUACCUUCUAUCACAUCCUAGGCCAUCCUGCUGUCUACGAAGCCCUGACCAAGGAGUUGCGGACGACAUUCCCCGAGCGCAAUUACCUGACGGACGAAACACCUCCGACGUACGCGGACUUUGGCAAAUUGCCGUACUUACAAGCAGUGAUAAAAGAGAGUCUUCGUCUGACGCCUCCUGCCACGAUCAACCUCCCACGGUAUGUACCAGAAGGUGGACGUGUUAUCGCCGGAACGUAUUUUCCCGCCAAGACGAUUGUGGGGAUGUCUCCCAUGCCCGUGCACCUGAAUUCGGAAAUCUUUGGCCCAGACGCUGAGAUGUUCAACCCCGACCGUUGGAUCCGUGGCUCAGGCGGGAUCAGCCCGGAGGAGAUGCAACGGUACUGGAUGCCCUUCGGUCAUGGGUCCAGGCAGUGUAUCGGCAAGAAUGUUGCCAUGAUGGAGUUGGUGAAACUUGUUGGGACGCUGUUGCUAUACUUUGACGUCAAAUUAGUGACCAGCAGCGGAGAGAAACUUCCCGAAAUCCCAGUCUCGAGGAGUUUCUUCUUUGCUAGGAUGCAGGAUCCGCUCAUGGUGAGGAUCCGUGACCGAGCUUGA
Cladophialophora carrionii CBS 160.54 is the source of this 1560-nucleotide messenger RNA. RefSeq lists its product as uncharacterized. NCBI's taxonomy places the organism in Eukaryota, Fungi, Ascomycota, Eurotiomycetes, Chaetothyriales, Herpotrichiellaceae. The transcript is spliced from 8 exons. The coding region runs from base 1 to 1560 and encodes 519 amino acids. The record is from RefSeq and is a predicted model, not a curated record. Gene Ontology annotation, molecular function: monooxygenase activity; iron ion binding; oxidoreductase activity, acting on paired donors, with incorporation or reduction of molecular oxygen.